AUGUCUGGAAUAGGAUUCGUAGGAGAACCUAUUGUCGUAGAAAGCCCAAACGUCGAAUAUAGUAAGAAUGAGAUCAUUUCUCGCUAUGAGUAUCGUGAAUCAAGAGUGGUGGGCAAUCGUGUGACUCCGUUAAACGAAAAUCUCAUUUUCAAAACUCAAAGACAAGUACCUAAGACAGGUGUCCUUUUGGUUGGAUGGGGUGGCAACAAUGGUACCACGCUCACAGCUGGUAUCUUGGCCAACAAAUUGAAAACCACCUGGAUGACUAAGGAAGGCGAGCAUCAUGCCAAUUUCUUGGGAAGCAUCUGUCGUUCAGUUACCAUGAGGAUUGGAAUUGAUGAUAAUCUCCAGCCAGUCCACGCUCCUCUCUACGACGUCGUACCAAUGCUAAAUCCUGUCGACUUAGAAAUCUGGGGAUGGGAUAUUUCAAGCAUGAAUAUCGCAGAUGCCAUGGUAAGGGCCAGAGUUUUGGAUUAUGACCUCCAAAGAAAACUUUACCCUGAGCUUAAAGACAUGGUCCCAUGGCCUUCAGUUUAUUCAGAAGAUUUCAUCGCUGCCAACCAAAAUGAUAGAGCAGAUAAUGUCAUUCAAGGGACAAAACAAGAGCAGCUCCAAGCAUUGAGACAAAAUAUUAGAGAAUUCAAACAGUCAAAAGGAAUCGAAAAUGUUAUUGUUCUCUGGACUGCUAACACUGAAAGAUAUGCAGAAGUCCGUGAAGGCGUGAAUGACACAGCUGAUAACCUCUUAAGAGCAAUAGAGGCCAAUGAAUCAGAAAUUGCUCCAUCAACAAUCUUUGCAGUGGCGAGUAUAUUAGAAGGAUGUACUUACAUUAAUGGAUCCCCUCAAAAUACACUAUUACUUUUUUUUCUUAUAAAACAUAAAAUUUUUUCUUUUUUUUAUUUAUUAAUAAAAAUGUUAAUAGCUUUUAAUUUCUGUGGUUUAAUUUAUUCUUCUAUUAUCUUUUUUUAAAUUUAUAUUAUUCGAAUAAUUUACUGUACAUUCAUACCUGGCGUGAUUGAACUCUCAGAAAGACAUCAAGUCCUUAUUGCUGGUGAUGACUUCAAAACCGGCCAAACAAAGAUUAAGACUGUGCUUUCUGACUUUUUAAUCAACUCUGGUCUUAAGCUGGCUUCGGUAGUCAGCUAUAACCAUUUGGGUAACAAUGAUGGGAAAAACCUCAGUGCCCCGAAGACCUUCAGAUCAAAAGAAAUUUCAAAAAGUGGAGUCAUUGACGAUGUUAUUAGAGCCAACAGGCUCAUUUAUGGAGAAAAUGAGCAUCCAGAUCAUUGCGUAGUUAUCAAAUACGUCCCAUACGUCGGAGACAGUAAGAGAGCUAUGGAUGAGUAUACAAGUGAAAUUUUUAUGGGUGGCAGAAACACUAUUGUAUUACAUAACACCUGUGAGGACUCAUUGCUAGCUGCACCUAUUAUAAUGGAUCUCAUUCUUUUAGCAGAACUUUGCACCAGAGUAGAAAUUAAAAGAGCUCAAGACGAAGAAUACACCAGAAUGCACCCAGUUUUGAGCAUUUUAAGCUUCUUAUUGAAAUCACCUCAAGUCCCUUCUGGAUCGCCUGUUGUUCACUCUUUAUUCAACCAAAGGUACUCGAUUACUAAUUUCCUCAGAGCUCUUGUUGGACUUCCUCCAGAAACAUUUAUGCUCCUUGAGCACAAGAUUCCUUCAUUACAAAAUCGUAAAUCAUAA
Blepharisma stoltei is the source of this 1701-nucleotide messenger RNA. NCBI's taxonomy places the organism in Eukaryota, Ciliophora, Heterotrichea, Heterotrichida, Blepharismidae. The record is from the annotation of a GenBank genome assembly.